CUCGCCUGUCUAUCGCGAUGCUCAGUCCAGUGUAUAUGUCGAUGCUGGGAAGGUAUCUACUGUGGUAUAAACUAGUAGAAAGAAGAGAGAGAUUUGUUUUUCUGACUUACAAUUUCCAAUUCGUAAUUAUUGUAUGAUAUGAGCCAUGUAUGGGCGAAUAUUUCAAAAAUCUAAUCAAUCAGAAAAGGAAAUGCUCUUGGUUAUCAAUGCAAUUAUAUAACAGCAAAUAUAUAUUAAUAAUAAGAAUUAUGUUAUUAUAUAAAGAGUUAUAUCAAUGGAGAUAAGUUAAUUAGAGGUCUAGAGCUAUCAUGUUAUUUAUUAUUCAUUCAACGAAAGUAUAUCGGCACGUAUCAUGUAAUUUUGUGCCCAAGUUUUCUAUCAUGUGUUCUGGCUUCCUAAAGCAAAAAUCAAUGAAAACUUUGCAUAUGGAAGAACAAAAACAAAUGAUGGAUGAAAAAUAUGAUCGAUUGCAGAUUAGUGCAGUAACAACAGUUCCUUUUCCUACUAAGGAAAAAGUUGCAUAUGAGGUGAAAAAAGAUCCAGUAGAAAAAGUAGGAAAGUCAGAAUGGAAAUCUAUAAUGGUCAAUUAUACUAUGCUUCAUAAGCAUUACCUUAAAUUGUCAAAAAUUAAAUUGACAUCUCUUGUUGUAGCAACAACUAUGGCAGGAUAUGCAUUAGCUCCUGCACCAUUUGAUUUUUAUACAUUUACAAUGUGCUCACUUGGCACAGGCUUAGUUUCUGCUGCAGCAAAUACAAUUAAUCAAUUUUUUGAAGUUCCAUUUGAUGCACAAAUGUCACGAACGAAAAAUCGAGUAUUAGUAUGUGGUCAUUUGACGCCUGCUCACGCAGUAGCAUUUGCAACAAUAUCUGGUAUUGUUGGAUUAUCAAUACUCUACUAUGAAGUGAACAGUGUGACAGCGAUGCUAGGUUCUGCUAAUAUUAUUUUAUAUACACUCUUCUACACUCCUAUGAAACGGAUCAGUAUUGUUAAUACAUGGAUUGGUUCUAUCGUAGGAGCAAUACCCCCUCUCAUGGGCUGGGUAGCUUGCACUGGUGAUAUGCUCAUGCCAGCUGCUUGGAUUUUACCUGCUAUUUUGUACAUGUGGCAGUUUCCACAUUUUAAUGCUCUGUCAUGGAACUUGAGACCAGAUUAUUCACGUGCUGGCUAUCGAAUGAUGGCUGUUACACAUCCAAAUUUAUGUCGUAGAACAACUGUAAGAUAUACAAUAGCAUUAAUGACUCUGUGUUACUUAGCUCCUAUAUUGGAUUUAACCCAUUGGUGGUUUGCACUGGCUUCAACACCAAUCAAUGCAUACUUUCUUUAUUUAGCCUGGAAAUUCAAUAAUCAUUCAGACAGUGCUAAUUCUAGAAGAUUAUUUCGAUUUUCGUUACUUCAUCUUCCUCUAUUGAUGGUAUUGAUACUCUCGAGCAAGAAAUAUUGGACUAAUAAGGAAAAAAAGGAGGAAAAUAUAUCUCUUUAUGAGAGGCUAAAAAAGAGUAGUUUACUAACUAUUUUUGCAUCUAUUGCUUCAGCAACUUCUGUGUAAUGAGAUUUAACAAACCAAAGGAUUUGGACAAGUGAGACAUCGAUCUGAACUUCUCUUAGAAACAGAAGUUACCCUAUUCGGUCUACGUGCUAUUCGUUUAAGCUUUUUUGAACGUUUCCGCGAUAUUUCAUUUCCAUCCUCGUCUUUGUAUUCCCUCUUUCGAAAUGCAUCUUCCUAAAAACCCAU
This is a messenger RNA of Camponotus floridanus (Florida carpenter ant), 1733 nucleotides long. RefSeq names its product protoheme IX farnesyltransferase, mitochondrial (gene Cox10). Gene Ontology annotation, biological process: heme biosynthetic process. Gene Ontology annotation, molecular function: protoheme IX farnesyltransferase activity. The transcript has 8 exons. Gene Ontology annotation, cellular component: mitochondrial membrane; mitochondrion. Lineage: Eukaryota; Metazoa; Arthropoda; Insecta; Hymenoptera; Formicidae. Bases 309 to 1547 code for a protein of 412 amino acids. The record is from RefSeq and is a predicted model, not a curated record.